Molecule: messenger RNA, 2641 nt
Organism: Homarus americanus (American lobster)
Lineage: Eukaryota; Metazoa; Arthropoda; Malacostraca; Decapoda; Nephropidae
Product: solute carrier family 23 member 2-like
Exons: 14
Coding region: 35-1798 (587 amino acids)
Biological process (GO): transmembrane transport
Cellular component (GO): membrane
Molecular function (GO): transmembrane transporter activity
Source: RefSeq, a predicted model, not a curated record
GCGGUGUUGACGGAAGGACUGUUAAGCCCGAAAGAUGAAGGCUUCCACCAGUAAGCAGAGCGAAGCUAACUCACUCGACCCCCAGGAUGAGCGGUGGUCGCUCAGGACAGAUGGAGACUCACCUGACGACGAUCUCAUCUACACCGUGGAGGACGUCCCCCCCUGGUACCUGUCUAUCUUCUUCGGCUUCCAGCACUACCUGACGAUGGCUGGGGGCACCGUAGCCAUCCCCAUCCUGGUGGCAUCCUUCCUCUGUAUGUCAGAGGACGACCCAGCAAGGGGGGCUCUCGUUUCCACCGUUUUCUUCCAUUCUGGCAUCGUCACCCUCCUGCAGACAACCUUCGGCGUCAGGCUGCCGAUCAUCCAGGGGGGAGAUUUCGCCUACGUGGUCCCAACGAUCGCCCUCCUGACGACGGCGUACGAGCCGUGUAAUAGCAUCUGCCUGGGCAACUUAACGACGACAGAGAAAGAGGAGGUGUGGCAGGUCAGGCUCAGGGAGGUGCAAGGCUCCAUCGCUGUCGCCUCACUCUUCCAGAUCAUCUUGGGCUUUACAGGGUUGAUCGGUCUAUUGCUGAGGUGGAUCACACCACUCUCCAUCGUUCCCACCGUCACGCUGGUCGGCCUUUCCCUCUUCGACCUCUCGGCAGAAAAGGCGUCACAACACUGGGGCAUCUCCAUUAUGACGAUGGCACUGUUGAUCAUCUUCUCGCAGUACCUGAGUAACACCUCCCUGCCGGUGCCUGUCUUUGGCUCUAAGGGUCGGGGCGUCAAGGUGGCCAAGACCCAGUUCUUCAAGUGCUUUCCGGUGCUGACGACAGUGUUCUUAUCGUGGUCUAUUUGUGCCAUCCUGACGGCGUUCGACGUUCUUCCCAAGGGUUCCCCGGCACGUACUGACACUACCGGUACUUUACUGGAGAAAUCACCAUGGUUCAGAGUUCCUUAUCCCGGUCAGUGGGGGACACCAACAGUGACGGUGGUUGGUGUGAUAGGGAUGUUGGGGGGCGCCGUGGCCUCCAUCAUUGAGAGCAUUGGUGACUACUAUGUCUGUGCCAAGAUCUCAGGAGCUCCGCCACCGCCGGUGAACGCCAUCAACCGCGGGGUGGGAAUGGAGGGCAUUGGCUGUCUGUUAGCAGGUCUACUAGGGACAGGUAACGGCACCACCUCCUGCUCCCAGAACAUCGGCGUCAUCAGCGUCACCAAGGUUGGAAGUCGCCGGGUGGUGCAGUUCAGUGCUGUCAUACUCAUCGUCUCAGGGGUGUUCAGUAAGCUCGGGGCGGUGUUCGUGACCAUCCCUGAGCCUGUGAUGGCCGGCGUCUUCAUCACCAUGUUCUCCAUGAUCACCGCUGUUGGCCUCACACCGUUGCAGUACGUCAACCUCAGAUCCUCCAGGAAUAUCUUCGUUCUUGGCCACUCCAUCUUCCUCGGUCUUUCUGUUUCAAAAUGGAUAGAAGGGUCCCCAGAUGUAAUACAGACGGGGUGGCCCAUAUUGGACCAGGUACUGAGGGUGUUGCUCCAGACACCCAUGUUUGUAGGUGGCUCUCUGGGCUUCUUCCUCGACAAUACUAUCCCUGGUACAGCAGAGGAGCGAGGACUGUUAGAGUGGAACCGUCACCUCUACCAAUCCAGCACAACCCACAAGGUGUCAGUGUGCUACGACAUGCCCUGGGGGAUGGCGGCCAUCAGAAGAGUGAAGUGGCUGCGAUACCUGCCCUUCAGCCCCACCUUCAGCGGCUUCAGGAGAAACAAAUAUGUGGAAACUGUGAAUGACGCAGAAAAGAAUGACAUCCUUAAACCUUAAAAGAGUGCUUACAGGCGGCAGAAGGAGCGACACAUUAGUCUGGUGGAGCUUCUGCAACUGUGUCAUUGCGGGUUAGAGGGGAAGGCUGGCGAACGUUCGUCUGGUUUAGCUUGCAGUAGUAUUUCACUACUGGGACGCGUGAAAAGCCAGACGAUAUUUAUUGCCCUUGUUGGUGCUCUUAUGACAGGGUCCUCCCUCCCGAGCUCUUCAUGAAAACCCUAGGCAACAUAGCAAUAAAGUGGCCGCUGUGAUACAGUUAAAAGCAGUACAAAACAGUCCUCCGUGAUUUUGUUUAGCUAUUAUUAGAGAUGUAAACCAGAGAGAAGUAAAAGUCCUUGUGUUUAUCAAUGAGAAGGUGCGGCCACACUAGCGUAGAUUUUGCUCGAAACAGGUGACAGACAAGAAAAACCGAAACAGCGUUCCGACUUUCUUACUGUGGUCGCACUAAGGGUCGUAACCCUGUGCUUUUUUUCUUCUUGUCACUCACAUGUUUCAUGGUGUAACGACACGGGUAUCCCUAGGUUGAAAGAUACCGUACACUAUAAGAACUAGAAUACCCACAAGCUUAUCUUUAUCAUUGAGAAACUUAUACAAUGCCAGGUGUUAGAAGGUUCUUGCAGACACUUCACAAUGACAACAGUAAAUUGCUACCUGUUGCUAAUAUUACUUCCCAUUUUCAACCCAAAAUGAUGACGAUGAGUUCUCUCCUUCUCCCUUCUGUACUUUGGUGUUAUGGUCAAGUUGUAGGUACCCAGAUGUUAUAUACUGGUCAUUUUACUGUUGCUCGUGUAGCCGUUAAAUGUAAAUCUACAAGUGUACAGCGGUGCACGAGUCUUAUUAUUU